CUUGAGUGCAUGAGUAUGUCUUCACCACUACCUUCCUCAUUCGGCAGUCUCCGAUGGUGACGUAUCGAGAAAGCUUCGGCCGAGCGUCGACCAUCCGCUCCAUCAACCUUCUGCAUUGAGCAAAGCGGCACCACCUCGUCUCCGACUCCUCUUCUUAUCCGCCACGCUGACUGUAUCUUCUGCAACGCAACCUAGAUUAUCAUGAGGUAGGGUGGUCUCUUGUUCCUCCGAUUUUCUAUCGUGCCGUCCAUACAUCUCUCGUCUUGCCGACAACAUGUAUAUCUUCGCACUGCUCUUAGCACUCUCAAGUUCAGCCUGGGCAGCAACAUGCCGCCACAGCAACAGCACCAGCUUGCCCUCUCUCCUCGAAGUCGACCUGGAAGAGCUCAAUGCCGGCCUGCAAAGCGGCCUCUUCACGAGCGUCGAUCUCGUCAACGCCUACGUCGCGCGGAUCACAGAGGUCAACAGCACGCUGCACAUGGUGACGGAACUCAACCCCGACGCCCUCUCCAUCGCCGCCGAGGCGGAUGCGAUGCGCGCCAACGGCUCCGUCUUAGGCCCUCUCCACGGCAUCCCGGUCCUGAUUAAGAACAACAUCGCCACGGAUGAUCUGAUGAACAACACUGCCGGCUCGUGGUCGCUCGUCGGAGCGAAAGUGCCUCGCGACUCGACCAUGGCGGCGAAAUUGAGAAAGGCGGGCGCCGUCAUCCUGGGCAAGGCGAAUUUGAGCCAGUGGGCGAAUUAUCGCUCCGACAACACGAGUAAUGGCUGGUCUGCGUAUGGAGGGCAGACGAUGGGCGCCUACUACCCCGAUGCUGAUCCGAGUGGGAGUUCGUCUGGCUCGGCGGUAUCGAGUUCGAUUGGUUUGGCGUGGGCUACGUUGGGUACGGAGACGUCGGGGAGUAUUUUGAGCCCGGCGGAUGUGAAUAAUGUUGUUGGGAUUAAGCCUACGGUUGGGUUGACUUCUCGCUAUCUCGUCAUUCCCAUCAGCCAGCAUCAAGAUACCGUUGGACCGCUGGCCAGGACUGUCAAGGAUGCUGCGUACCUUCUCCAAGCGAUCGCUGGUUACGAUGCUCGGGACAACUACACCUCCGCCAUCCCUAACAACCACUCCAUCCCAGACUACGUCGCCGCCUGCGACUACAACGCCCUCGCCGGCAAACGCAUCGGCGUAGCGCGCAACGUCCUCGAAAUCUGGGCCAACUACACCGACCCCAACGUCGUCGCAGCCUUCAACGUCGCCGUGUCGCAAAUCGAAGCCGCAGGCGCCACCAUUGUCGAUGCAAACUUCACCGCCUUCGAAGCGUGGCAAAACAGCAACGACGAAACGCUGGUGCUGAACGCCGACUUCCUCGUCGACCUGGCGAACUACUUUUCCGAACUCACGUUCAACCCGCUGCAUAUCGAGGAUUUGGCCGAGGAGCAGAACUUCACGCACACCUUUCCCGCGGAGAUGUGGCCGGAGCGGGACACGUUGAUUUGGCAGGGCGCGCUGAAGCAAGGGUGGAACAAUACUUCGCCUAAGUUCUGGCCCGCGUACCAGCGGAACCUGUAUUUCGGCGGCGAGGGAGGCAUUCUAGGGGCCCUGGAGCGGACCAACACCGAUGCUGUGCUGCUGCCUACGCAGCUCAGUCCGUCCAUUCCGGCGUUGGUGGGGAGUCCGGUUGUGUCGGUGCCGAUGGGAUUUUACCCCGUCAACACGACGAUUAUGGUGAAUGGGUUUGGGAAUCUGCUGGAGAAGUUUCCCAAUCUGCCGUUUGGGUUGAGUUUUAUGGGGAGGAAGUGGAGUGAGGCGGACCUGAUUGGGUUUGCUUAUGCGUAUGAGCAACGCACGAUGCACCGAAACGACGUGCAGCCGUACAUUGUGCCGAAUAUCGAGCUCGACGACGUGUUGCCUACCCGGUGACUACAUGGUCGGCAGGACCUUGACGACGACCACGCUGUGUGCACCAAGGACUGGAUGGAGAGGUGUCAGAUGUAUGAUGGGUGGGCGGGGUUCAUGCGCGAUUUGGGCGCGGAGACGGGUGAGAACCCAUGGACUUCCAUUCGGCAUCGAGAAGGGGAGGUGGAUGUGGAUAAGACGUUGGAGAUGUAGGGAGGAGUGUUGAACUCGACGUCUAUGAGGAGGAUGUAUGACCUUUAUAAAAAGCCAUCUCUUUCCGUUAUAUCUUGAAUUAUAAAAGAGCAUACGGUGUUGUCAAAGAG
This is a messenger RNA of Neohortaea acidophila, 2205 nucleotides long. Its product is annotated as amidase. The record is from RefSeq and is a predicted model, not a curated record. Bases 275 to 1906 code for a protein of 543 amino acids. The transcript is spliced from 2 exons. Lineage: Eukaryota; Fungi; Ascomycota; Dothideomycetes; Mycosphaerellales; Teratosphaeriaceae.